Messenger RNA from Lagenorhynchus albirostris (white-beaked dolphin), 789 nucleotides. It is a transcript of the gene CCDC92B, whose product is annotated as coiled-coil domain containing 92B. Bases 16 to 789 code for a protein of 257 amino acids. The record is from RefSeq and is a predicted model, not a curated record. The transcript is spliced from 3 exons. NCBI's taxonomy places the organism in Eukaryota, Metazoa, Chordata, Mammalia, Artiodactyla, Delphinidae.
CAGGCCUGGGUUGCCAUGGAUACCGUGUCCCUGGAGCAUCAGAUCCAGAGCGUGCAACGCCACAUCAGCUUCCUGAAAAAAGAACAGAUGGCCCUGCUGCGAGACCUGCACCUGGAAAUCCUGAGGCUGCAGAAACGCUGCUCAGAACUGACCCAUGACCUGGAAAUGAAAGAGGCCCAGUCUCACCAACAAGAGUUGGCGUCCCGGGAGCUGGAGAGCAAGUGCCGCGAGCUGGAGUCACAGCUGGCGGCGCGGGUGGCGGCCAACGCGGAGCUGCGGCGGGAAGUGGCGCAGCGCGAGGCGCUGGUGUCGGCGCUGCGCUGCAGCCUGCGCACCGAGGAGCGCCGCUUCCUGGAGGAGCUGCGUCGCCGCAGCCACCGAGCCACCGUGCUGGGCACUGAGCUGCAGAAGCACACCGAGGCGGCCGCCUACCUCUCCUACCAGCUGCACGCGGCGCGCCAGAAACUGCAGACUCCGCGCCCAGGCCCCGGCGCCGCCGCCGCCGCCCCCGAGCCCCGGAUCCGCCGGCGCGCACAGCGGGCCCGCCGCCCGCCCGCAGCCGAGGCCGCCGCCAAGGGCCCCGGCCGGGACUGGGCCGCCCGGGAGCGCUCGGCCGGCGCCCCGGACGACGCCGAUGCCAUGCCAGACCCCGCGCUCUUCCUCUACGCCCGGAGGCCCCCGCGGCCCAGUGGCCGCAGCCCGCGCCAGCCGCCUCCCCAGGAGCCCCCUGACCAAGCCACCCCGCCGGCCGCGCCCAGCCCGCCCAGUGCACCGGCGGACCCGGAGUAA